This is a messenger RNA of Oppiella nova, 339 nucleotides long. The record is from the annotation of a GenBank genome assembly. NCBI's taxonomy places the organism in Eukaryota, Metazoa, Arthropoda, Arachnida, Sarcoptiformes, Oppiidae.
GAUGGUCGGACAGCCCUACACUACGCCAGUUGUAUAGACGACGAUCGAAACUUCUACAAUAUGUUAGUAAAAGCUGGCGCUUCUCCUCUAUUACCUGAUUUCAAAGGCAAGAAUGCGGACUUUUAUCAGCGAUUUCCGGACCAAAUAAAUUUGCAGCAAAUCAUGAAACGAUCUCAACGUCUGAACGCCAACUAUGCCAUCAAUACUGCGAAUCGCAUUAAAUCAAAGUCUCCGUCAAGAAGAAAGGAAAGGAGUCUUUCGCCGUCCUAUCGACUGAAGAGACCGUCAGAAUUGAAUGGUAUGAACGGGAAGAGCAGUGCCGGCACUGACGGCGCCCCC